Brassica rapa (field mustard) is the source of this 1996-nucleotide messenger RNA. RefSeq names its product LRR receptor-like serine/threonine-protein kinase FEI 1. The record is from RefSeq and is a predicted model, not a curated record. Gene Ontology annotation, biological process: protein phosphorylation. Gene Ontology annotation, molecular function: protein kinase activity; protein binding; ATP binding. NCBI's taxonomy places the organism in Eukaryota, Viridiplantae, Streptophyta, Magnoliopsida, Brassicales, Brassicaceae.
AUGGGUAUCUUGAAUUGGGUCUUCUCAGUAGUUUCUGCAGCUACAACCCUUUUCGUUUCAUGCUCUUCUGCUCUCACUCUCGAUGGGUUUGCUCUUCUGGAGUUGAAAAGUGGAUGGAAUGAUACUAAGAACUCUCUAGAGAACUGGAGAGAUUCAGAUGAGUCUCCUUGUUCUUGGACUGGUGUCUCAUGUAACCCUCAAGACCAAAGAGUUGUUUCAGUAAACUUACCUUACAUGCAACUAAGAGGGAUCAUAUCUCCUAGCAUUGGGAAACUCAGUAGACUGCAGAGGCUAGCACUUCAUCAGAACAGCUUACAUGGGACUAUUCCUAAUGAAAUCACCAAUUGCACUGAGCUCAGAGCUGUUUACUUAAGGGCUAACUAUCUUCAAGGCGAGAUUCCACCAAACAUAGGCAACCUCACUUUCCUUACUAUCUUGGAUGUAUCAAGCAAUACACUGAAGGGUGCUAUUCCUUCCUCUAUUAGCCGUCUUACACGUCUACGCUCCUUGAACAUGUCAACCAACUUCUUCUCCGGGGAGAUACCUGAUAUAGGAGUUCUCAGAAGAUUUGGAGCUGAUUCAUUCACUGGUAACUUGGAUCUUUGCGGCCGCCAGAUUCACAAGCCAUGUAGAACAUCAAUGGGGUUUCCUGUUGUUCUUCCUCAUGCAGAAAGUGAUGAUGAAUCAGAUUCUCCAAAGAGGUCAUCACACUUGAUCAAAGGAAUCUUGAUAGGUGCAAUGUCUACAAUGGCUAUUGCAUUCAUUGUGAUCUUUGUGUUCCUAUGGGUUUGGAUGCUCUCAAAGAAGGAAAGAAAAGUAAAGAAGUACACAGAAGUCAAGAAACAGAAGGAACCUUGUGAGACAAGUAAGAAGCUGAUCACAUUCCAUGGAGAUCUUCCUUACUCCUCAACCGAGCUGAUUGAGAAGCUGGAGUCUCUUGAUGAAGAAGACAUUGUUGGUUCCGGAGGGUUUGGGACGGUUUAUAGAAUGGUAAUGAAUGAUCUUGGAACGUUUGCUGUCAAGAAGAUAGAUAGGAGUAGACAAGGAUCAGAUAGGGUUUUUGAGCGAGAGGUUGAGAUUUUGGGGAGUGUCAAGCACAUCAAUCUAGUGAACAUGCGUGGUUACUGCCGCUUACCAACUUCAAGACUUCUCAUCUAUGAUUAUCUCACUGUUGGAAGCUUAGACGAUCUUCUCCAUGAACGAUCUCAAGAAGAUGGUUUGUUGAAUUGGAACGCACGGUUGAGAGUUGCACUGGGUUCCGCGAGGGGUCUGGCUUAUUUGCACCAUGAUUGUAGCCCUAAGAUAGUUCACCGUGACAUAAAGUCAAGCAACAUUCUACUUAAUGAUAAGCUAGAGCCUAGAGUCUCUGACUUUGGUCUUGCAAAGCUUCUUGUUGACGAAGAGGCUCAUGUUACAACUGUAGUAGCUGGCACUUUUGGUUAUCUUGCUCCAGAGUAUUUGCAGAAUGGUAGAGCGACUGAGAAGUCUGAUGUCUACAGCUUUGGGGUUCUUCUGCUUGAGCUUGUUACAGGAAAAAGACCAACGGACACGACAUUUGUUAAUAGAGGGUUAAACGUUGUCGGAUGGAUGAACACUUUGCUGAAGGAGGAUAGGUUAGAAGAUGUGAUGGACAAGAGAUGUGUUGGCGUAGAUGAAGACUCUGUGGAGGUGUUGAUUGAGAUAGCUGCGAGGUGUACAGCUGCUAAUGCGGAAGACAGACCGGCUAUGAACCAGGUGGUUCAGUUGCUUGAGCAAGAAGUUAUGUCGCCAUCUUCUGCUACUGCAAUAGAUUACUAUGAUGAUUCUCAUUCUGAUUACUGUUAGGGUUUAAAGAUGGUGUAAGAUUACUGAGGUGCAUUGUGCUUGUGCACUGUUAAGGUUAUGUAACGAAAUGUUACAUUUGAAGCAGAAGAUGUUUAACCUAUUUAGUGGACUGCAUUUUUAUUGUAAGAAUUUAUAAAAAAAUUCUAAUAAACAUGAAUGUAAAUAUUUGAGC